AUGUCGUUGAAUUCCGCCCGUGGCCAGCUACGACUUCUUUCGAGAUCUGCAUGUAGAUUCAACUCAACGGUGUCUACUACAGCGUCCAAGACCACAGACUCACCAGAAACAUCCAAUGUGAAUGUUGAAGGUAACCAGGAGCAGCAGCAGGAGGAGGCAACACUCGAGGCUUCAACAGGAAUUGCGACAUCUAGAGCUCCUACUCUAGAUGCAUACAACCAGCCUCUAGAUGGCCCCCUCGAGCAAAUAGCUCAAAUGUCAGAGAGACAGUUCAACGAAAUCUUAAACAGUGUACCAGAUCCAACUCUGAAUAGAGAUGAGAUUGUCAGCGAGAGAUUUCAGAAGCUAUUAAAUCUGUACGGUAAUAAGGACAAGCUCAAGAGACAGUUCACUUCGACCUCAUCCUUAUUGUCCAGAUUUCCAAACCUAUUACCAUCUGACUCGUUGUCCCCAUACACAAAGGCAGAAUUGACAAUUAGACAGAGACACCAUCAACAAAUAAUGGGUGAUUUGGGCUCGAAAAUUGUCAAUGUUUACCAACCACACAAACUUAUCACAAAUCCACCGAGUAUCAACCAAUUGACUGCUGAAAAACUAAUGGCAUCUGGCGCACAUUUGGGUAGAUCGACUGAAUUAUUCAACCAAAAUUUCCAACCUUUUGUUUACGGGAAGUACAAGGGGCUGCACAUUAUCGACCUUGAUAAGACAAUUUCGUACUUGAAGUCGGCUUGUAAAGUCAUCCAGCAAGUUGCCGAAAAUGGUGGUAUCAUUCUAUUUCUUGGGUUAAAAGUGGGACAAUUGAGGUCCAUCAAGGAAGCAGCCAAGAAUUGUAAUGGUUACUACGUUGCCCGUAAAUGGAUCCCUGGUACAAUCACCAAUGCAUUAGAAAACCCAAAGCCAAGACACGAGGUCGAUAUGCAAGACUUGGAAACACAUCGUGAACUUUCGAGUGAUGAGUCUAACCAGACCAUCAAGCCAGAUUUGAUUGUGAUUUUGAACCCAGAGUUAGCAGCCGUUGCAAUCAAGGAAGCCAGCCAGGCUAGAAUCCCAACCAUUGGUAUAACCGACACCAAUGUGGAUCCUAAUUUGGUCACAUAUCCAAUUCCUGCAAACUCGAGUUCCAACAGAACGACCAACUUGAUUACCGGUGUCCUUGGUAAGUCUGCACAGUUGGGUUUGAAUAGGAGAUUACAAAAAGUAUCGGAAUACAAGGCCACUUUAGGUAUGGAACCGAACGAAGUUUUCUCCGAAGAGAACCUUGCAAGCAAAGAGAACUGA
Pichia kudriavzevii is the source of this 1278-nucleotide messenger RNA. RefSeq lists its product as uncharacterized. The transcript has a single exon. Lineage: Eukaryota; Fungi; Ascomycota; Pichiomycetes; Pichiales; Pichiaceae. Gene Ontology annotation, molecular function: structural constituent of ribosome. Gene Ontology annotation, cellular component: ribosome; mitochondrial small ribosomal subunit. Gene Ontology annotation, biological process: translation. The record is from RefSeq and is a predicted model, not a curated record. The coding region runs from base 1 to 1278 and encodes 425 amino acids.